UCCAUACUCGACCACUCUUUCCUUCUCCGGUAUACUUACCUCCGCCCUCCGCCGACCUUCUUUCUUCUUCAAAAGCAGCAACAGCAACAGCAACCCCGCCCAUCAUGCCGUUGUUCAAACAGCUUCGUCGUCGCUCGAAAGCCAAUUUCCACACCAAGUCAACAGAGACCAAGUCCAACGAAUCCCAAUCCAAUGGGGAGCUGAAUUCGGGCAAGUCAUCAACCACGCCUGAUACUGCUUCAUAUAGUUCUCUCACCCCGCCUUCUUCCAUAAAACCAAACCUCUCAUCACCAAACCUCCCAUCCCUCAGCGAGAGCAACGGCGCCUCCACUAACGCUGUUUCCCCUCUUUCUGUACCUCCCCAACGUCCCGGCCUCCUUACGGCUCCGUCGCAGCGGAAUAGCGCCUAUUUUGGCAGUAAUAUGUCUGUCAAUGGUGCCGUGCGGUCGCCCACUCCCUCUUCUCCAUACGCCCCGAGGAUCAUCUCGAUUUCCGAUAACUCUUGGGUCCAUCAGAAGGUCCUGCUUGUUUACGGCCAAAUAGGAGACCCAAGACAACAUCCGCUGGACGGAACUGUAACAGUCUAUCACCAUCAGGAUAGUUUCCCAUCGGUGGCGUGGCCGGUCACAUCCUCCCACUUCAAGACCCUGGUGCACCUCGUUCCGGGACCGAACCGCCUGCGCUUCGAGUUCGUCUCAGCCAAGCAUUCAUCCGGCAGUGCUCAUCCGACUACCCACACUUCCUAUAUCUGCAUAAAUUAUCUCCCAUUGGUCAAUACGCCUCCCUUACACCUUGUCAUUUUGCUAGGAAAGGAUUCAGAUGGGACAUUUGACGCCGUUCCGGAGAGACAACAACGCGAAGGAAACGGUCUUGAAACGGCGAUUCAAAAAUAUCGCAUGGCGGCGUACCUCUGGCAGGCAUUUACUGGCGAACAGAUGUUCCGUAACAACUUCGGACGUCGGUGCUUCCGGUUCGAAGAAGAGUGGCAGGCGGGCACCUUGAGUCGCCGUGAUGCAGUGAACGGCCAGAUGCGGAACGAGGCUAAGGUCCACGUUGUCCGGACUGACAAGACGGUCGCAGAGCUCAGGGACCUCAACCUCGCCCAGCAGAAUGAUUCUGCUACCCACAAGGAUGAGCUGUUCCGAAUCGCCAGAGAGGCAGUGAAGGACCAUUUCCGUCUCCAACCCGGUCAGAAGCAGUAUGUCUCAGUCUUACUUCUCGACUCUCAUUGGGAUGUGGGCACGCAGACUAUCACCGGUCACGCCGCUCUGGGUUCGAGCACCGGGGAUCUCAAGCUAGCGAUAUUUGGCUCCCACAGCCUGCAGAGCUACCCUUCCAGUUUGGAAGAUGUUGUAGACGCUUUCUCAGACUGCACCAGGACCGACACAGGAUUCGUUGCUAACGACUCCGGCGAGGGUGGUUCCAGCUGGGAAGCUGCUAAUAUCGGCAUUGGUGCUCAUCUUCACGAAGUCGGCCAUCUCUUCGGGUGUCCGCAUCAGGAGUCGGGUAUCAUGCUUCGGGACUAUGUCCGUCUGAGCCGGUCCUUUCUCACCCGUGAGCCCUUCGCAACCCGGACAAAGACCCAAGGCCUCAAGCUAUGCCUGCCUCAAGAUGAGUGCAGUUGGCAUCGGCUCGACGCUUUGCGUUUUCGGUUUCACCCCUGCUUCCGACUUCCUGGAGAUGCGCCAUUGGCUUCGGACGAUAGCAUCCAGGUCUGGCCCGUUGAGAACGGGAAGAUCGUUUUUACUGCCUUGACGGGUAUAGCGUUCAUAGAACUGUACGCUGAGGGGGACAACGUAUGUCGGAACUUUAUCGAAUACCUUAACAGCGAGUCGAGCAGCAAUGGACUGCCGAAGCAAGUCACUGUGACGGAAAGCGAACUCCGGCAACGUGUGUAUGGCACCGAGAAGGAGAAGAAAAAGUCUAUCAGGCUGGUCAUCUUCUCAGGCGGCCUCGGAAGUUACAAUGUCGAUUCAAUCAAUAAUCUGAAAUCGAAGCAGGCAUUAGUGAAGCUGCCCAAGAGUCAUACCGGGUACAAGGGGAACAAGAUGGGCUUUUCGCAGUUGGAAGGUAGUCAGCCAGAACAGCUAUUGCUGGACUGUGCCUUUGCGUCGACCAAGCUCCUGACCUCUGUCCGGAUCUAUCACGAGAAUGCGCUCCAUGGCUUGGAAUUCUUCUAUGAAGAUGCUACGAGCCAGCUCUUCGGUAACCGGGGAGGAAAGCCUGAUGAUUUCGUCCUUGAUACCCGGAGAGGAGAAAUACUACUCGGUUUCUAUGUCCGAGCUGGAUUGUGGAUCGAUGGCAUCGAGAUUUUGACCAGCCAGGGCAGAAAAUCCGGCAUGUUUGGAAAUGCCCAAGGAGGCACAGGUUACACUCUGAUCCCCCCUCUUGGGUACAAGAUUGCUGGCAUUUCAGGAUCCAGUGGACCUUGGAUCGAUGGCUUUUCGUUAGUGAUUAUGCAUUGAUCUCGCAUAGCAUACUAAUUGCCAUGGGAUUCUCAACGUUCGUCGCCAGGAGCGCUAUGCAAGGCGUGCG
Messenger RNA from Aspergillus sclerotioniger CBS 115572, 2535 nucleotides. RefSeq names its product zinc metalloproteinase family protein. Gene Ontology annotation, cellular component: cytoplasm. The record is from RefSeq and is a predicted model, not a curated record. The transcript is spliced from 5 exons. Lineage: Eukaryota; Fungi; Ascomycota; Eurotiomycetes; Eurotiales; Aspergillaceae. The coding region runs from base 105 to 2465 and encodes 786 amino acids.